Pipra filicauda (Wire-tailed manakin) is the source of this 1312-nucleotide messenger RNA. RefSeq names its product arylformamidase (gene AFMID). Lineage: Eukaryota; Metazoa; Chordata; Aves; Passeriformes; Pipridae. The record is from RefSeq and is a predicted model, not a curated record. The transcript has 11 exons. Gene Ontology annotation, molecular function: arylformamidase activity. The coding region runs from base 51 to 1001 and encodes 316 amino acids.
GGGAGGGGGCGCCGGGUCUGGACGGGACCGGGCGCGGGACCGGACGCACCAUGGGCGGGUGGCGGGACAUGUCCGCCGAGGCGCUGGAGGACCAGUACUCCCCCAGCCGCUGGUCCCCCCGCCUCGACCGGGACACCAUCAUCGACGCCCACCUCGCGGUGACGGCGGCAGGAACCGAGCGGGCCCGGGCCAGCGCCCAGACCUCGCUGCACGUCCCCUAUGGCAAAGGGGACGGGGAGAAGCUGGACAUCUAUUUCCCCACGGACCAUUCUGGGACCUUCCCGGUCCUGGUCUACAUCCAUGGCGGAUACUGGCAGUGCCUGAGUCCCCAGCUGGCCCCCACAGCCCCUGGCCCCCACAGCCUGUCAGCGUCUCUCUUCCCCAGUAAGGACGAGUCGGGGUUUGCAGCCCCCCCGCUGGUGUCGCAGGGGGUGGCGGUGGUGGCGGUGGGGUACGACACAGCCCCCAGAGGCCACAUGGACACUAUGGUUCUGCAGGUGCGCCGCAGCCUUGCCUUCCUGGUGGAGCAGUACCCUGAGAUCAGAGGCAUUUACCUGUGUGGGCACUCGGCAGGGGCCCACCUGGCAGCCAUGGUGCUGUUCACAGACUGGACGGAAUUCCACGUGGUGCCAGAUAUCAAAGUGCCUCUGCCUUCAGGAGCAGUGCUGGUGAGCGGCGUGUACGAUCUGGAGCCCAUCCUGCACACCUAUGUGAACGAUGCUCUGAACAUGAGCCGGGAGGUGGCCCAGAGGAAUAGUCCCAUGCGACACGUUGCCCCGGCGGUGCCAGCGGCCUGUGAGGUGCUUGUGGUUGUGGCCCAGCACGACUCCCCGGAGUUUCGCAGGCAGUCGCAGGAGUACAGCCAGGCCCUGCGUGCAGCCGGCUGGUCCGUCUCCCUGCUGGAUCUGGCCAGUGUGGAUCACUUUGAUGUCAUUGAGAAGCUGUCGGAGAACAGCUACAUCCUCACUCAGGUCAUUCUGAACAUGAUUUCAAGAGCAUGAUGGCAUGUUGAGAGCAAACAGACAGGGACCAUGGCCCUGCAUGACGGCACCAGGCAGCCAGUGUUCCCCUUGCCCAUUGCCUCCUUGCUCCAGCACAGGGUGGCCACUGCCUCAGACCCCCCUGGCCCCUUCUGCUCUGCCCAGCCUAGGCUGGUGCCCCUUUCCUGGGGUCUUCCUGCCUUCCUGCCUGCCAGAGCAUGAGGGGCUGAGGGCUGCAAGGCUCUGUCCAGACAACUGGUUGAUGAAGAUCAUUCCCUCAGUGUCCUUUAAAAUGCAUAUUGUCGAUACAAAAUAAAACAAGAAUUACUGUU